Messenger RNA from Myripristis murdjan (pinecone soldierfish), 4320 nucleotides. RefSeq names its product tetratricopeptide repeat domain 21B (gene ttc21b). The record is from RefSeq and is a predicted model, not a curated record. The coding region runs from base 231 to 4184 and encodes 1317 amino acids. Gene Ontology annotation, biological process: intraciliary retrograde transport; protein localization to cilium. The transcript is spliced from 29 exons. Lineage: Eukaryota; Metazoa; Chordata; Actinopteri; Holocentriformes; Holocentridae. Gene Ontology annotation, cellular component: intraciliary transport particle A. Gene Ontology annotation, molecular function: protein binding.
AUAUAAAGAUGGCGGCUGAGGCCGUUACUAAGUUACCGAGCAACGCUAAACAGUUGGUGCAAGAUGGCGAAAACAGACGGGAAAAGCAGGAUAUUCUCCUCAGCAGAGUAAUUAUAAUAUUGUCUUGAUUUCAGCGAGCACAGCCCAGUCAGCCCAGCGCCCGAAGGAGAAGAAACAACCAUCAUUUUUGUGUCGGUGGUGUUGAAGUAACACGGACGGUGCUAGCCGACAUGGAGAAUGAGGAGACGACGUUGGGUUUGCUCAGUUACUAUUGUUAUGAGAAGUUUUACAACCACGUCGCGAACAGUGCAGCUGCUGCUCAAAGGAACUUCAGCAAUGAUCCCAUCUAUUCUUUCUUCCAUGCAUAUGGGACCCUAAUGCAAGAUAAAAUUCAAGAAGCCACAGCAGAGUUGGAGAUGAUAAGAGACGGUCGAGAUGUGUCCCUCUGUACAUUGAUGGCCCUGGUUUAUGCUGAGAAAAAAAAGGCGAACCCAGACCGGGAAGUCAUUCAAGAGCUUGAUGCAAAGGUGAAAGAGGAUCGUAAAAGUGCAUCCCCCAAGAGUCUUUACUAUGCUGGGAUGUUUCUGUGGCUGCUGGGUCGAAAUGAUAAAGCGAGAGAGUACAUAGAGAGAAUGAUCAAACUCUCCAAUGGCUCUAGAGAGGGGAUCAUCCUAAAAGCCUGGAUAGAUCUGACGUCUAGUAAGGACGCGUAUGCCAGAAAGGCUGGAAAAUACUUUGACGAGGGACUGAAAGAGAGAGCAGAUGUUUUUGCCCUGAUGGGAAAGGCACAAUACUAUGAAUAUCGUCAGAAUUACUCUGGGGCAUUGGAGACGGUUAACCAAGUCAUUGUUAGUUUCCCUGGGUUCUUGCCUGCCCUCAUCAAGAAAAUGAAACUGUUACUCAGCCUGCAAGACUGGGAGCAAACCAUAGAUGCAGCACACAGGCUUUUACAGAGGGAUAAAAAUAACCUGGAGGCUCUGAGGAUGCUAGCUCUACAUUCGUUAUGUAGAGAUGGAGAUGUUGCUGAGUCAGUAAAGCAGCUUGCAAACCUCAUCAGCAGCUUGGACAUUUUAGAGCCACACAACUCUGAGCUUUUCUACAGGAUGUCUCUAGCCUUCACCCGUGUUUGUGGACGGAAUGAGAAGGUGAUUGAGCAGACCCACAGAAUGGUGGAAAGAGCCUUUUCUCUGGCAUCAGCAGACUCGGAUCUGGCCACAGAGCUUGGCUACCAGAUGGUGCUUCAGGGCAAAACCAAGGAGGCCAUGAAGUGGUACAAGACUGCUAUGACUUUGGAUGAGACGAGUGUUUCUGCUUUGACAGGUAUUAUUCGUUGCCAGCUGAUAGAGGGCCACUUGGAGGAUGCAGAACAGCAGCUGGAAUUCCUCACUGAGAUCCAACAAUCUAUUGGAAAAUCAGCGGAUCUUCUAUACCUGCGUGCUGUGCUAGCAGUGAAAAAGCGCCGGCCCCAAGAAGAGGUGACCAACCUGCUCAAUGAUGCAGUGGACACACAUUUCUCUACGCUGCAGGGUCUACCUCUGGGAGUAGAGUAUUUUGAGAAAUUCAAUCCUGACUUCCUGCUGGAAAUCGUCAGAGAGUACCUAGUACUGUGUCCUGCGAAGCCUCCAGCCCUGGGCCAGCCUCCUGCUCCACAGCUCCAGCACUGUGCCUCUGUGUUGGAUACUGUGGUCAAAAUUGUGCCCGGUCUCCUUCCAGGGGUCUUUCUGUCAGCCAAAGUCAGAUUCCAGUCUGGUGAUAUUGAAGCCGCUCAGAGCAGUCUACAUCAUUGCUUGGAACAGUGUCCUUCUCAUGCAGAUGCUCAUCUGCUGAUGGCACAGAUCCACUUGCUGCAGGGGAAUUUUAAAAUGUGUUCCCAGUCUCUUGAACUCUGUCUCAGCCAUAACUUUGAGAUUCGAGAACACCCCAUGUACCACCUGAUCAAGGCUCAGGCCCAAAAGAAGAUGGGUGAGUUGCCCGGAGCCAUCCAGACCUUGCAGAUGGCCAUGAACCUUCCAGGGGUCCACAGGGUGGGAUCCUCAUCCAAGUCUAAGAACAAAAAGACUGAGCUGAGCCCUGCUGACUGCGUCUCUGUCUAUUUGGAAUUAGCCGAGGCCCUCUGGCUCAAUGGCGAACAGCAUGAAGCUGCCAAAGUGAUGCAGGAUGCCAUCAACGAGUUCUCGGGCACCCCCGAGGAGCUUCGUGUCACCAUUGCCAAUGCUGACCUGGCCCUGCUGCGUGGCGACACAGAGCUUGCACUGAGCAUGCUCAGAAACAUCACCCCUGAGCAGCCCUACUAUGUCCAAGCAAAGGAGAAAAUGGCAGACAUAUAUCUCAACCACAGGAAGGAGAAACGUCUGUAUGCUAGCUGUUACAGAGAAAUGGUGGAGAAGUUGCCCAGCCCUCACACAUAUCUCUUACUAGGUGAUGCUUACAUGAACAUUCAAGAACCAGAGAAAGCCAUUGAGGUCUAUGAGCUGGCUCUGAAGAAAAACCCCAAAGACGGCGCUUUAGCCAGCAAGAUUGGGAAAGCCCUCGUCAAGACUCAUAACUACAGCAAGGCAAUAAAUUACUAUGAAGCUGCUCUGAAGACCGAGCAGCAGAACUUCCUGCGCUAUGACCUGGCUGAGCUGCUGAUGAAGAUGAAGCAGUAUGAGCGGUGUGAGAAAGUUCUGCAUGAAGCUCUGGCCCAUGACCCAGUGAAUGAAUUGCCAGCGCUCACAGAUGACUGUCGUUAUCUGGUUCUGUUAGCAAAGGUCCAGAAUAAGGUUGACAAAAAUGAAGAAGCUUUGCUUUCAUUACAAAAAGCUCGGGAUGUGCAGGCCAAGGUACUGAAACGGGUGCAGUUGGAGCAGCCUGACGCCGUCCCCAUGCAGAAGCAGCUUGCUGCUGAGAUCUGUGCUGAGAUCGCUAAAUACUACACAAGUCAGAAGGGCUAUGAGAGAGCAGUCAAAUUCUACAAAGAAGCUCUUGUGUAUUGUGAGAGUGAUCGCAAGGUGAUGUUGGAAUUGGCACGGGUGUACCUUACCCUAGAUGAGGUGGAUGCCUGCCAGGAGCAAUGCAGCGUCAUUUUGAAGAAUGACCAGUUUAAUGAAGAAGCAACACUGAUGAUGGCUGACCUCAUGUUCAGGAAGCAGGACUAUGAACAGGCUGUUUUCCACUUUCAGCAACUUCUGGAGCGGAAACCAGACAACUACUCAACACUGACACAUCUUAUUGACCUGUUGAGGAGAGCUGGGAAGCUGGAAGAAGUUCCCAGAUUUCUUGAUAUGGCAGAAAAACAUUUUUCCAGGGCUAAGUUUGACCCUGGCUUUAACUACUGCAAAGGACUUUAUCUUUGGUACACGGGAGAACCUAAUGAUGGUCUGCGGCAUUUUAACAAGGCACGGAAAGACAAUGUUUGGGGUCAGAACGCUGUGUACAACAUGAUUGAAAUCUGCCUCAACCCUGAUAAUGACACUAUUGGAGGAGAAGUAUUUGAGAAUUUAGAUGGUGACAUCGGCAACUCCACAGAGAAGCAGGAGUCAGAGCAGCUUGCUGUGAGAACAGCAGAGAAGCUGCUGAAGGAGUUAAAGCCCCAGACAGCCAGCGGACACUUACAGCUUCGCAUCUUGGAGAACUACUGCUUCCUGGCUACUAAACAGAAGGCCAAUGUGGAGAAAGCCCUCAAUGUUUUCACAGAGAUUGCAAACAGUGAGAAGGACCACGUGCCUGCGCUCUUGGCCAUGGCGACAGCUUACAUGAUUCUAAAACAAACUCCUCGAGCCAGGAACCAGCUCAAACGCAUAGCCAAGAUGAACUGGACCUUUGCUGACGCUGAUGAGUUUGAGAAGAGCUGGCUGCUCCUGGCAGACAUCUACAUCCAUUCAGGGAAGUACGACAUGGCUGGGGACCUCCUGAAGAGAUGCCUCCGUCAUAACAAGUCAUGCUGUAAAGCUUAUGAAUAUUUGGGCUACAUAAUGGAAAAAGAGCAGGCAUUCCGUGACGCUGCACUCAACUAUGAACUGGCUUGGAAAUAUGGAAAUCAGACUAAUCCUACCAUCGGAUACAAGCUUGCUUUCAACUACUUAAAGGCCAAAAGGCAUGUUGAUGCCAUAGAUGUGUGUCAUAAGGUUUUGGAUGCUCAUCCAAGUUAUCCAAGAAUGAGAAAGGACAUUUUGGACAAGGCACGUGCUGCCCUAAGAUCUUAGAUUUGGAGAUGCGUGUGUGUGUGUGUGUACGAGAGAGAGAGAGAGAGAGAGAGAAAGAAAGAGACAGACAGGGUAAACAUUUUUAUUGACCAAUCAAAUAAAUGUAACAUCUGUUUCUGCAAUAAAAUUUAUGAAC